Molecule: messenger RNA, 5085 nt
Organism: Scomber scombrus (Atlantic mackerel)
Lineage: Eukaryota; Metazoa; Chordata; Actinopteri; Scombriformes; Scombridae
Exons: 22
Biological process (GO): G protein-coupled receptor signaling pathway
Cellular component (GO): membrane
Molecular function (GO): G protein-coupled receptor activity
Source: RefSeq, a predicted model, not a curated record
AUGAGAGUUGACAGUUAUGUUAAUAACUUAAAAUACCAUGCAUUCUCAAUGGAUGGUGACUACAUUAUUGGGGGAGUUUUCUCCAUACACUACUACAUGCAUACAGUGAAGCACAACUACACCAGCAUGCCUGAGCCACUAAGGUGCACAGGAAGCAUUGACUCCCGUGAACUGCGCUUCUCACGCGCAAUGGUCUUCGCCAUCCAGGAGAUCAACAACAGCACGGAGCUGCUCCCAGGCAUUAGACUUGGUUACCAGAUCCACGACUCGUGUGCCUCAGUCCCCGUGGCGGUGCACGUGGCGUUCCAGCUUUCAAAUGGACAGGAUCCGGUGUUUAACAUCACCGCAACUGACUGCUCACAGUCAGGUGUGGUGAUGGCUAUAGUUGGUGAGUCUGGGUCCACGCCAUCCAUCAGCAUGUCGCACAUCACUGGGCCGUUUAACAUUCCUCAAGUGAGCCACUUUGCCACCUGUGCAUGUUUGUCCAAUAAGCAACAGUACCCGAGUUUUUUCAGAACAAUCCCAAGUGACCAGUUCCAGGCUGACGCUCUGGCCAAACUGGUAAAACACUUUGGCUGGACUUGGAUAGGUGCUGUCCGGUCUGAUUCGGACUAUGGAAAUAAUGGCAUGGCGUCUUUCCUGCACGCAGCAUACAAAGAGGGGAUCUGUGUGGAAUACUCCGAAUAUUUCUACCGGACCCACCCACACAGCAGGAUCCAGCGAGUGGCUGAUGUUAUCCGCAGGUCAACAGCUAUGGUUGUUGUGGCAUUUGUUGCUUCUGGAGACAUGAGGAUCCUGCUGGAGGAGCUGUCUCGCCAGCCCUUUCCACCUCACCAGUGGAUAGGCAGUGAGUCCUGGGUAACAGACCCAGACAUGCUGAGGUUCAGCUUCUGUGCUGGGGCAAUUGGAUUUGGCAUUCAGAAAUCUGUCAUCCCUGGUCUGAGAGACUUUCUGCUUGAUCUCUCCCCCACUGAAGUGGUUACCUCUCCACUACUUACUGAGUUUUGGGAGGAUGCUUUCAAAUGUCGGCUGGGGAAAAAUGAGCGUGUGUGUGAUGGAAGUGAAGACAUACAGGAGCUCCGGAUUGCAUACACUGACACAUCUCAGCUGCGAGUCACUAACAUGGUGUAUAAGGCUGUUUAUGCAAUAGCACAUGCCAUUCACAAUGCUGUGUGUCAGGAAACAAAUUCCACAAGUCACUGUGACAAAUUCACCAGGAUAGAGUCCACACAGGUUCUUACUCAGCUGAAGAAAGUCAAUUUUUCUCAAAAUGGUUAUCAUUUGUCAUUUGAUGCCAAUGGUGACCCUGUGGCUAUGUACGAGCUGGUUAACUGGCAGAAAAGUAAAAGUGGCAGCUUUGAGGUAGUGACAGUUGGGCAUUAUGAUGGAUCACUUCCAGUGGGCCAGGAGUUUAAUAUCAACAGGAACCUCACCUGGGUGGGGGAUAGCACACAAGUGCCUGUGUCAGUGUGCAGUGACAGCUGUCGUCCAGGAACUCGUAAAGUGCUGCAGAAAGGAAAACCGAUCUGUUGCUAUGAUUGUAUACCUUGUCCUGAAGGAGAGAUUAGCAAUGCUACAGACUCCCCUGGUUGUUUCCGUUGCCCUAAGGAGUUCUGGCCUAAUGCAGAAAGAGACACUUGUUUCCCCAAGCCUGUAGAGUUUCUUUCCUUUGAUGAGGUCCUGGGAAUCAUCCUGGCUGCAUUCUCAGUUGGCGGUGCCUCUCUGGCCAUCAUGACAGCAGCUGUGUUCUUUCAUAACAGGGCAUCUCCAAUUGUCAGGGCCAACAACUCUGAGCUGAGCUUCCUGCUGCUCUUUUCCCUGACUCUGUGUUUCUUAUGUGCAUUAACAUUUAUUGGGGCACCCUCUGAGUGGUCCUGCAUGCUGCGCCACACAGCGUUUGGGAUCACUUUUGUCCUCUGCAUCUCCUGCAUUCUGGGAAAAACUAUAGUGGUUUUAAUGGCCUUCAGAGCUACACUCCCAGGUAGUAAUGUCAUGAAAUGGUUUGGUCCCCCACAGCAAAGAAUGACCGUAGUGUCUUUCACAUUUAUUCAAGUUUUAAUAUGUACUAUUUGGUUGGUUCUUAGCCCCCCAUUUCCAAUGAAAAACUUAACCACAUACAAGGAGAGAAUCAUCCUGGAGUGUGCAUUAGGAUCAGCUAUUGGGUUCUGGGCUGUGCUUGGGUACAUAGGCCUACUGGCUACCUUUUGCUUUGUGUUAGCUGUCCUAGCACGGAAACUACCUGACAAUUUUAAUGAAGCCAAGCUUAUCACCUUCAGCAUGCUGAUAUUCUGUGCAGUCUGGAUAACCUUUAUACCAGCUUAUGUCAGCUCUCCUGGAAAGUUCACUGUGGCUGUUGAGAUAUUUGCCAUUCUGGCAUCCAGCUUUGGACUUAUACUGUGUAUAUUUGCUCCAAAGUGUUUUAUUAUAUUGUUUCAGCCAGAAAAGAACACCAAGAAACAUUUAAUGAACAAAAAUCAAUCCUAGGAUGUCAGAGGACUGCAGAUAGUUAAGAUGGCUAUAUACAAGGAGAGGGAAAGUAUAAGUUUUGAGGGAGGUGUGGUGGAAGAAGAAACUAUGGCAGAGAGGCUGACUGGUGUAAAGAUAGAGGGAGUAAGUGGUGAUAGUUCUAGUUUACCUCACUGUGUGAGACUGGGAGACAGUGAAGCUCUAGCCCUGCAGUCAGAAGGGGAUGUUGUGAUUGGAGGGCUGUUUCCUCUGCACUAUGUGGCCCCUGAGCCACAUCACAGCUACAACAGCAAACCACUGCUCACACCUUGCAGUGGCUUUGAUCACAGAGCCUUCCGUUGGAUGAUGACCAUGGUGUUUGCAGUGCAGGAAAUUAACCAAAAUUCAAGUUUGUUACCCGGUGUUAAAUUAGGUUACCUGAUCAUGGACAGUUGUGACCAUGUUCACACCAGCUUGCGAGCUCUUUUCUCUUUAGUCAGUCACUCCACAGCUGAAAAUGUAACAAAGGAGAGAAUAGGUACACAAUCUGAGACAUUGCCCUCAUGUCUGGCUGGUUCUCCUGUCCCUGCUGUGAUUGGCCUUGCAUCCUCUUCCCCUACAAGAGCUGUGGCUCACACUUUUGGCCCAUUCAAUAUCCCACUGGUGAGUUAUUUUGCCACUUGUACUUGUCUUACUGACAAGCAUGUGUACCCAUCAUUCUUGAGAACCGUGCCGAAUGAUCUCUUUCAAGUUAGAGGUCUUGUACAGCUGGUCACCUUCUUGGGCUGGCGCUGGGUGGGAACAAUAGGUACCACGGAUGACUACAGUCACUAUGGCAUUCAGGCAUUCUCUAAUCAGUUUAAACAACAAGGUGGGUGUCUGGAGUUUCAUCUGACCAUCUCCAAAUCACCCACAUUGGCUGAGAUACAAGAGAUGGCAGAUAGACUGCAGAGGUCAACGGCACAGAUAGUAGUGGUCUUUGCUACAGAGGGACAGCUAUUGGAGUUACUUUCAGAGGGCACACUGGGCUUCUCCUUCCCUGGAGUCUGGAUCCCUGGCUUAAAAGAGUUCUUGUUGAAUGUCCACCCUUCUCCAGAACCUGGUAUGGAAUUUGUCAACAUGUUCUGGGAAGAGCUGUUUGGCUGCAGACUACAGUUUUCAUUUGAUAAAAACUAUAAAAGUGCUGCUAAAAAGCCUGUAUGCACUGGUUCAGAGGAUCUAAGAUUUACUGAUAGCAGUUACACUGACAUUUCUCAAGUCAGAAUAUCCUAUAAUGUGUAUAAAGCUGUGUAUGCCAUUGCUCAUGCUCUGCACCGUUUAUUGAGCUGUGAUUCUAAAGGAAUGUGUGAGAAAAAGAAAUCAUUUUCUUCGAGGCAGUUGCUGCACCAUCUGAAGACAGUGAAUUUCACCACCCAGUUUGAGGAGAAGGUAUAUUUUGACUCCAGUGGAGAGCCAGUCCCUCUCUAUGACAUCAUUAACUGGCAGAAGGACAACAAUGAUGAAAUUAGAUUCAUCAAAGUGGGAAGCUAUGAUGGUUCAGCUCCUUUAGGACAACAGCUGCAGAUGAAUAAAAACACCAUUGUCUGGACAAAAGGACAAUCACAGGUGCCCGUAUCCCAGUGUAGUGCACCGUGCCAACCUGGCAGCAGGCAGGCCAGACGUCCAGGACAGCCUCACUGUUGUUUUGACUGUUUGCCCUGUGCUGAUGGAGAGAUCAGCAAUCAGACUGGUUCCACUGAGUGCACAAAAUGUCCUGAAUACUACUGGUCCGACAAAGACCAUAUUAAAUGCGUCGCUGGAGUAGAAGAAUUCCUGUCUUUCAACGACACUAUGGGCAUCAUACUGGUGGCACUCACAGUGCUGGGUGUCAUCCUGACAACAAUCAUCACUACUGUCUUUCACCAUUUCCGCUCCACACCCAUCGUCAAGGCCAACAACUCAGAAAUAAGUUUCUUGCUUCUCCUUUCACUCAAGCUCUGCUUCUUGUGUUCCCUUGUGUUCAUUGGUCAGCCUUCUGUGUGGACAUGUAGGCUGCGGCAGGCAGCCUUCGGUAUCAGUUUUGUCCUCUGUCUGUCCUGCCUCCUUGUUAAGACCAUUGUGGUUCUCUCAGCCUUUCGAGCCAAUGCACCUGGUUCCUGGGCUUUGAAGCUGUUUGGUCCAUCCCAACAGAGAAUUCUGAUCAUUUGCACUACAGCUCCUCAGGUUUGUCUCUGUACUGGUUGGCUGUUGGGUGCACCUCCAUUCCCAUUCAGGAACCCAACCUACCAAGCCUCGACUGGAAAAAUUGUUGUGGAGUGUAAGGAACCAUGGCCCCCUGGAUUUUACCUGGUCCUGGGUUACAUUGGCCUACUGGCCUUCCUCUGCCUCCUCCUGGCUUUCCUUGGACGCAAGCUACCUGAUACAUUCAAUGAGGCGAAGCUCAUCACCUUCAGUAUGCUAAUCUUCUGGGCUGUUUGGAUAUCUUUCAUCCCUGCUUAUGUCAGCUCUCCUGGGAAGUUCACUGUGGCUGUGGAAAUAUUUGCAAUUUUAGCCUCUAGUUUUGGACUUUUAUUGUGUAUUUUUGUUCCCAAAUGUUACAUAAUUUUACUGCGGCCAGAGAGAAACAUCAAAAAAGGCAUGACGGGGAAAUAUCCUAGGUAA